GCCGACGCCGACGCCGACGCCAACUCCAUUCCUCUCGCUGCUUCUCUACUCGCAGGAUGCGCAGCUGUAUGGUGAUUGUGGUAGCCCUGGCGGUGAGCGCGCAGCUGGCGUGGUGGGGCGCGCAGGCGAACGCGGUGCCCGUGACACGGCCCAUCGUCUGCGCCACCGACGACGUCUCCCCGCAGAUCCGCAAGGUGUGCCAGGCGUAUGAAGCCUUCUCCGAGCUCGCCACUUCCGCCAAGGACUACCUCGAUCAUUUUGCAGCAGUGCGGGAUCCCGAGCUCUUCGUGGAGGACAAGCGACCCGAUGUGGACCACGUCUUCCUCAGGUUCGGCCGCCGACGCCGAUAAACCAGCCGCAAUUACUUAUUUAUCCUUUUCACUAAUUUUAAUUUCUCCCUAAGGAAUCAAGUCCCAAACUGUGUAUGCAUAAGGAAAGGACAUAUUAUGGCGUGACAAACUGUACUCAGUGGUGUAUAGUCUAAAGAAGCAAAAUAAAAUGUGUGAUCUAAAUCA
Molecule: messenger RNA, 515 nt
Organism: Schistocerca serialis cubense
Lineage: Eukaryota; Metazoa; Arthropoda; Insecta; Orthoptera; Acrididae
Gene: Ms
Product: dromyosuppressin
Exons: 3
Coding region: 57-350 (97 amino acids)
Source: RefSeq, a predicted model, not a curated record